This is a messenger RNA of Candidula unifasciata, 402 nucleotides long. The record is from the annotation of a GenBank genome assembly. Lineage: Eukaryota; Metazoa; Mollusca; Gastropoda; Stylommatophora; Geomitridae.
UUUGAUCUUUCUCCUUUGCUUCUUCUUUCAUUUGUUUCCCACUCCAGUUUUUUCUUUUACAGUUGUGGUGGCCAUCUUUACGACAGCACUGGGGUAAUCACAAGUCCCAAUUAUCCUAAUCCAUAUCCACACCGCCGUGAAUGCCAAUGGGUCAUAACUGUGCCAACUGGCAAUUCUAUCCAACUGACUGUUACCAACUUUGAUUUGGAGGGCCAUGAAAAUUGUAUAUUUGAUGUCCUGGAGAUCUAUGCUGGUAGUGAUAGUAGUGGGCCCCGGCUGACCAGUUUGUGCCAUCAUAUACCCGAGCCACAGACAUUGCAUGCAACUGGGACUUCAGCUUUCAUUCGCUUCAGAUCUGACUUUUCUGUCAGUGGAACAGGAUUUAGGCUCACCUACCAGGCA